ACCAUUAAAGCCAAUUGUUUCCCCCCACAAGUUUGCAAGACGAAGACCACACUUCUUUAUGUUCAAACCGCUCUUUUCGAUAUUCUCUUUUUCACUCUUCUCAGUAGUAUUUAUAUCUCCUAUAAUCUAUACAAUGCUAAGCUGGUGAAGCCACGUUCUUAACUUGCUCUUUUAAGGUCCAUUCUUCCGACCAUUCCCACCUCAAGAACUAUUUGCCUCACACUUAAGCAUGGGAGACAAGUUGCGUUUGGCAAUAGGAGUAAUGGGAAAUGCUGCCUCCAUGCUACUCUAUGGUGCACCCAUGUAACGAUCAAGUUCUACUACCACACUGCUGAUUUUUGUUUUCGUUUUUGAAAGUUUGAUACUUACAUCACUUAUAACCUCGUUGAGCUAAUGUCGGAGUUUUUCGUUUCUGUUGUAACCAGAUUAACUUUUGCAAGGGUUAUUAGGAAGAAAAGCACAGAGGAGUUUUCAUGCGUUCCAUACGUUAUUGCACUUCUGAAUUGUUUCCUUUACACUUGGUAUGGGCUUCCAGUUGUAAGCCAUAGGUGGGAAAACUUCCCCUUGGUCACCAUUAAUGGCUUAGGGAUUCUUCUCGAGCUCUCCUUCAUCUUCAUAUAUUUUUGGUUUGCAUCGACUAGAGGGAAGAUGAAGGUUUCAAUGCUAACGAUAGCUGUUACCAUAGCUUUUGUCAUCGCUGCAAUAAUAUCAUCUUUUGUAUUGCACAAUCACCAUCACCGCAAGGUAUUUAUCGGGAUUAUUGGACUGAUAGCCUCCGGAACAAUGUACGGCUCUCCCUUGAUAGCUGUGAGACGUGUUAUACAAACAAAGAGUGUGGAAUUUAUGCCAUUCUAUUUGUCGUUUUUCUCUUUUCUUGCUAGUUCAAUUUGGCUAGGUUACGGUGUAUUGAGCCAUGAUCUUUUGAUGACGUCUCCUAAUAUGAUUGGCAGCCCUUUAGGCAUUCUCCAGCUAGUGCUCUAUUUCAAGUAUAGGAAGACAACAGGAAUCAUGGAAGAACAACACGAAAGGGAUGUAGAAAAGAGCAACGAAAAACCCACACAGCAAUCUCAAGUCACGGCAACUGACGAUAUCAAUGGCAAGAUCUGAAGGAUUUUACGCCAAGGGAAACCUUCAUUUUGAUGGGCAAUAAAUUUCAUCUACUCUCAAAGAGGCAGUUAGAAUAAAUUGAAGUGGUUUCAAAGGGGGAAACUUUUCUUUAGUGCAACCAAUUCUUCUUACAACUAAAGCAAACUAGAAUAAGAAUUAGGAUUUGCCUAUUGUAGUAAAGAUCAAACCGUGUAUUAUUCCACUUGAUAUGACAAUAAGAUAUAUAGCAAAUAUUGCAAAUUUCAUCCAAUGCAUCAUUUCCUCAUAAAAAAGGGACCAAAGAUUCUCCUUUUUUCAGUAAUUUUUUAUUUUUUUUUGCAAAACGAAGUUAAAUUAAAGACGUGCUUUUUUGAAAUGUAUAAUAUUAUUUGAAUUUAAAAAUCUGACAUUUGCUGACAUGAUAACAUGUCAACCAACAUAAUCCCAAUGAAAAAAAUCCAACAAUUAUAGCUAUAAUAAUUAUUGGGCCAUGCCAUUACGAUAACACAAGAAAUUUUAUAAAUAUCAAUGUCAUCUCUUUUAAUUGAGGAUCGAGAUGAAGUAAUGAUGUAGAACAAGAAUAACAAUUUUUAUAUUUUAUUUUAUUACGUUGUUAGAAUCAAAUUUUAAUUGGUAAUAUUUUA
Molecule: messenger RNA, 1730 nt
Organism: Ilex paraguariensis (yerba mate)
Lineage: Eukaryota; Viridiplantae; Streptophyta; Magnoliopsida; Aquifoliales; Aquifoliaceae
Source: the annotation of a GenBank genome assembly